AUGGGAGCACCCGGUCAUACCUUGGAGAAUUGUUUCGCAUUUCAAAAUCGGGUACAAGACUUGAUCGAAGCAAAGGCUGUCUCAUUCACUCCGAGACGCCCGAACGUAAACACCAAUCCCAUGCCAACACAUAAGGAUGCUUCCGUCAGUGCCAUUGAGGAGAAUGAUCAAGGUAAAUUGGUCUGUAAGGUUGAAGAGAUUCAAACCCCUAUCGCCAGGAUAGAAGCACAAUUGUUGAAGAGUGGUCUAAUCCCGGAGGAGCUAGUUGAUGAGGAGAACAAUAAAAAGUUGAGGGAUUUUAUACAACAAAUGAUGGAUCAAGGCGAGUUACAGAUAAAUCACCGUGUCAAGAGCAAGAGAGAGAAAGAGAUAGCCGUGGUGGACAUUCCUUACGAUGAGGUUAAUGUGGAGAUACGUAUAAGCCCAUCGAUGAUAGAGUUUCCAGCACCGUUCGCGUAUGAAGAUGAGAAGGCGGUCCCGUGGAUAUAUCAGCCCAGAGCUUUUAAGCAAGGGCAAGAAGACCAACCUUUGGUUAUCAAUGAACGAAGCGUCACUUUGAUUGUAAGGCCGAUAGGAAUGACACAUAGUGGCCGAGUGUUCACGCCAAGAACUGCUGAUACUUCUGCAAAGGCUAAAGGGAAUGAAGCUGCUGUCCAGAUCCCCGUCCCUAAUCAAGAAAUGAAAGACAUACACCUGUCUCCUAAAGCGGCAGUCACUCGUGAAGAGGCUGAGGAAUUUUUGAGGAUAAUCAAGAAGAGUGAUUAUAAAGUGGUGGACCAACUGAAUCAAACACCUUCAAAAAUUUCCAUGUUAUCUUUAUUACUCAGCUCAGAAGCACAUAAGAAUUCGCUGUUGAAAGUAUUAAGCGCUGCACAUAUCACGAAAGACAUAACGAUAGAACAGUUUGACGAUGUGAUAGCUUGUGUGACCACUGAUAAUUUUUUGGGUUUUAACGAUGACGAACUGCCGAUCGAGGGAAAGAAACAUAACAAAGCCCUACAUAUCUCCUUGAAAUGCAUAUACACUAUACUAUCAAGGGUAUUAGUAGACACAGGUUCCUCGCUAAACGUCAUGCCGAAGACUACUUUGAUAAAGCUGCCAACGGAAGGGAUAAGUAUGAAGCCCAACACACUAAUCGUAAAGGAAUUUGAUGGCUCAAGUUGCCUACUUGGGAGACAUUGGAUUCACUCCAUAGGCGCCGUCACCUCCACUCUACAUCAAAAGCUAAAAUUCAUUACAAAUGACAAGAUGAUUGUGAUUGGAGGGGAUGAGGAUAUCUUGGUUAGCCACUUGACGUCUUUCCGGUAUAUCGAGGUGGAUGGCGAGAUAACUGAGACACCAUUCCAAUCCUUGGAAGUGGCAAAUAUGAUGGCCAUCCAACAGACAUUGGAGACCCCGAAAUCAGGACCAUCCAUGGCCUCGUGGCAAGGAGCUAAGGCUGUUAUGGAAAGUGAAAAUGCUCAAGACUAG
Lathyrus oleraceus (garden pea) is the source of this 1470-nucleotide messenger RNA. RefSeq lists its product as uncharacterized. The transcript is spliced from 2 exons. Bases 1 to 1470 code for a protein of 489 amino acids. NCBI's taxonomy places the organism in Eukaryota, Viridiplantae, Streptophyta, Magnoliopsida, Fabales, Fabaceae. Gene Ontology annotation, molecular function: aspartic-type endopeptidase activity. Gene Ontology annotation, biological process: proteolysis. The record is from RefSeq and is a predicted model, not a curated record.